GAAGAAGAAAAAUCUAAGCGGGAGGAGCUGGAAAAAAUCCUGGAGGAGAAUAACCGCAAGAUCGCCGAGGCUCAGGCCAAGCUGGCUGAGGAACAGUUGCGUAUUGUGGAGGAGCAGAGAAAGAUUCACGAGGAGCGCAUGAAGCUGGAGCAGGACCGUCAGAAACAGCAGAAGGAGGAGCAGAAAAUCAUCCUCGGCAAGGGCAAGUCCAGGCCCAAGCUCUCCUUCUCCCUCAAGGCCACCGAAUGA
Molecule: messenger RNA, 249 nt
Organism: Morone saxatilis (striped sea-bass)
Lineage: Eukaryota; Metazoa; Chordata; Actinopteri; Moronidae
Gene: arglu1a
Product: arginine and glutamate rich 1a
Cellular component (GO): nucleoplasm; mitochondrion
Molecular function (GO): cadherin binding
Source: RefSeq, a predicted model, not a curated record